This is a messenger RNA of Amphibalanus amphitrite, 1201 nucleotides long. RefSeq lists its product as uncharacterized. Bases 234 to 1136 code for a protein of 300 amino acids. The record is from RefSeq and is a predicted model, not a curated record. The transcript is spliced from 3 exons. Lineage: Eukaryota; Metazoa; Arthropoda; Thecostraca; Balanomorpha; Balanidae.
GGGUGUGCAGUGGCGUGUCUGUGACUGUCGCGCUCCGUCCGGUCGCACUGGAGACACAGGACUCCUGCAUCGGUAGGUGCAGAGUUCAGGGAGCUGUGAGGUUUGAGAGAGCACUCGGUGAACAUUUCGAGGUGUCCCGCUGAUAGCGCCGGAAAUCAAGAUCGUCGACGAGCCGUCGAGAGGUUUCACGUUUGACGUUUUUUACGUAGAUUGAUUCAUCGUAUCAGGUCGCCAUGGCUGCGGUCACCCAGCCGCGGGCCAGCGGCAUCCCCCAGCCGGUCUCCAAGGCACGCGGCACCAGCCGGCUGGCGGCCAUGCAGUCUCAGUUCCAGCAGCGCUCCGCUGCUGAGCGACAGCAGAGACUGGCCGAGCUGGCUCCGGUGCGCGCCGCGCCGGCCGAGCCCGCCCGCCCCGCCGCGGUGACCGAGAGAACUACAGCUGAGCCUGCCCCCCGCGCGGCGGCGCCACCGUCGCGGCAGCCGGUCGCCGCCAGGGGUCGGGUCACCAACGGCAGCACUGCGGCCACCGUGUCUACCGGAGGCCGGGCUGCUCCGAUGGGCUCGGCCGCCUCAUCGACGGCCGGUAGCGGCGGAAAGGUGCGCGCCAUGUUCCAGUCCCGGCGCGCAGGAACUGCCGCAUCCGCUGGCUCCGCGCACCAGACGUCUCCCAUUGGCUGGGACAAGAGCUACCCGCUGGAGCCGAUCAAGAAAUCGGCACCUGCUCGCUCCUCGGCACCUCCUCCCGCAGCGGUAAGUGAACCCGUCGACGAAGCAGAUGCGCCGCUCCACCGUACACUGAGUGACGACAACCUGACUGCGGUCGAGUCCAAACCGAGGGCAGGCAGUAUCCGCAGUUCGCUGACGAUGCCCGAGCUCACAAUGCCGGAGAUUCAUGUAGUGCGAGAGAAGCCUACUCCUCAGCAGCGCCAGGCGGAGAGGCUGCGAAUUAACGCCGAGCUGCGCAGGAGGGACCACGAGCUUCUGGAGCGCAUCCGGGACCGGUCGCAGAAGCAGUGCGGUCCGCUGUCUCGCAGACCGAUGCGCGUGAGUCACACACGUCGGCACACAUCAGUGAGAUUUUGUAGUUUCCAGCACAGUCUCGAGCCGUUCAGGCCAGCACGGUUGUUUUAUUUCUAGUUUUUAUUCUUUAUAUGCGCACCUGUCGUUGCAUGAGCAAGGCACCAGGACUUUGUCGUUGAACG